Candidula unifasciata is the source of this 184-nucleotide messenger RNA. The record is from the annotation of a GenBank genome assembly. NCBI's taxonomy places the organism in Eukaryota, Metazoa, Mollusca, Gastropoda, Stylommatophora, Geomitridae.
AUGUCCUCAGAGGGUCAGCCCGGUGACCUAGCUCAGGCUUCUAAUGAAAGUGAGAGCAGUGGAGAUUUAGCUGGUCCUCUUGUUAGAGAAGAUAGAUUGGACAGUGGCAGCAUCUCAGUUGAGGAGAACAUGACAGAAGCUGAUAUUGUUGGACAUUUUCAAGUUGUUGAUAAAAAUGAAGAUG